Effrenium voratum is the source of this 525-nucleotide messenger RNA. Lineage: Eukaryota; Dinophyceae; Suessiales; Symbiodiniaceae. The record is from the annotation of a GenBank genome assembly.
GGGUAGUUUCCGCUUUUGACGUGACGCGCCAUGAUUCUUCCGGCGGGGCCUGCAGAUGCCGGGGAGGUUCUUCCGAUGCGAAUGGCCUCCGGGCAGCGGCAGUUGCAGGACCUGAAGCGCCAAGCGGAGCUGCAGACGAAAGUGCUCAACGAGGCGGAGCGCGCCGAGAUGCAAAGGCGCCGCGCGGAGGCGGCGGAGCGCCUGGAUCUGCUCAGGGCGCCGAAGCCGGAGAGCGAGCUGCAGAGGAGGCUUGCGCAGCGCAAAGCCGCCUUGGAAGAAGCGGCGCAGCCAGCACCUGAGGUGCCAGCGCCGAGAGAGCCCGAGCAGCUUGCACAGCAGACUCCAGCCACACAGGCCACAGAGCCGGUGACGUCUGAGCCAAAGCAGCCAUCGCCAUCGGAGCCAGCGAUCGAAGGGAUGCGGGAUCAUGUCAAUGCCGAGAAUGAUCCCAACGCAUGCUGCAUUGUACAGUGAUGGGCACACUUGGCUCCAGCCGAAGCAAUGCUGGAUUCACAAAGACUGUGG